AUGGUGAUGGCAGAAUCAACGGACAAGGCUGCCUACCUGACAUCAACGAUGAUGAAAAUGACAGGCGCUUGUCUUGGCAUCUUCUUUUUGCUUGCUUGUGGUUGUUUGCUAUAUUGCACAAUAAGAAAAAGGAGAAUUAUCCUACUGAAAGAGCAAAAUUUUCAAAAGAACGGUGGUUUAUUGCUAGAUCAAAUUGCUUCACGUAGAGGUGUUCCAGCCGAGAUAUUUAAAGAAGAAUACCUGAAAAGAGCAACCGAAAAUUUUGAUGAGAAUCAUGUUAUUGGCGAAGGAGGUUUUGGUAUGGUUUACAGAGGAGUUUUACAUGAUAAUAGAGUAGUUGCUAUUAAGAAACCUAAGAUAAUGGAUCAGAGUCAAAUUUCACAAUUUGUAAAUGAAAUUCAUAUCCUUCUCCAAAUCAGUCAUCCAAAUGUAGUGAAGCUCUUGGGUUGCUGCUUAGAGACGGAGGUACCUUUGCUGGUCUAUGAAUUUAUCUCCAAUGGAACACUUUUUCAACACAUACAUCGUGAGCAAAAUAGACCAUUCAUUUCUUGGGAAAACCGCCUGAGAAUUGCUACAGAGACGGCUGGAGCACUGGCACAUUUGCAUUCACAUUCUAUACCAGUUCUUCACAGAGAUAUGAAGUCUGCCAACAUACUGUUAGACAAUAAUCACAUUGCAAAAGUAUCUGAUUUUGGAGCCUCAAGGUUCGUUCCUUCGGAUCAAACUCAAAUGACUGCACUGGUUCAAGGGACUUUUGGAUAUUUGGACCCCGAAUGUCUCCAUACAGGUCAGUUGACAGAUAAAAGUGAUGUUUAUAGUUUUGGUAUUGUUCUUGUGGAGCUGUUAACUGGAGAAAAACCUCUUUCAUUAGAUAGGCCUGAGGUUCAUAAAAGUUUGGCUAUGUAUUUCAUUUCCUCCUUGAGAGAAAAUCGUCUCUUCCAAAUUCUUGAGAAUGGAAUUGUGAAUGAGACAAACAAUGCCCAGGUGAGGGCAGUUGCUGAGCUUGCUAGGAAAUGCCUAAAGGUGAAAGGAGAAGACAGGCCCACAAUGAAGGAAGUGGAAGAUGAGCUCAUACGAUUGGGAAACUUUCAAGAGCUUCCAAGAGUAGUGCAACAAAACUAUGAGGAGACAGAGCCUUUGCUUGAUGAGACAUCAAACUAUUCUAUUUGACUAUAUAAAUUGUCACGAAAGUUUCGGCAAUGCCUUCAUAAGAGCAUUGGAAAUUGCACGCUAAUCCUUUAGUAUGCCAACUUCUAUAAUGUG
Nelumbo nucifera (sacred lotus) is the source of this 1263-nucleotide messenger RNA. Lineage: Eukaryota; Viridiplantae; Streptophyta; Magnoliopsida; Proteales; Nelumbonaceae. The record is from RefSeq and is a predicted model, not a curated record.